GCAGCUCACUGGAGUUUGGUUCUCGAGGCGGCGGUGUUGGCGGCGGCUGCUCCUCCGUCGGCUCCUCCUCCUCCUCCUUGCUCGGCGGUGGCGGUGGCGGCGGCGGUGGUCCGGGGCCUGAGCUCCGGUCCCCUCCGCUUCCCUCCGUCUUCCGCCAUCUCCCCUAGCGCCCCGACCUCCUCCGGCGCCGCGGGGAACAUGCGGCUCCGUUCCCGGAGGCCGGCGAGUGACUGACCCGCGUCCCCCCGCCUCAGCCUGCCCGCCCGCCGGCCCGGCCGCUCCCCCCCGCUUGGCUCAGGCAAUGACAGCGGCUCCGGCGUCUCCGCAGCAGAUGAGGGACCGGCUGCUGCAGGCCAUCGACUCCCAGAGCAACAUCCGGAACAUGGUUGCAGUAUUGGAAGUGAUCUCCAGUCUGGAGAGAUACCCCAUCACCAAAGAGGCACUGGAGGAGACACGACUAGGGAAGCUCAUCAAUGAUGUCCGCAAGAAAACUAAGAACGAGGAGCUGGCCAAGCGGGCCAAGAGGCUUCUGCGGAGCUGGCAGAAACUCAUUGAACCCGUGCACCAGAAUGAGGUGGCACUACGGGCACUGGCAGGAGCUGCAGGCUCUGCCAACGGGGGCGCACACAACUGCCGGCCAGAGGUGGGAGUGGCCAGCACACCCAAGAGCAUCCAUGACCUGAAGAAUCGCAACGACAUCCAGAGGCUCCCUGGGCAGCGACUAGACAGACUGGGUAGCCGUAAGCGCAGGGGGGACCAGCGUGAUCUGGGCCACCCGGGGCCACCCUACAAAGUUUCCAAAUCUAGUCCUGACCCACUAGUCCCCAAUGCAUCCCCUCUCCCCACUAACGGGAUCAGUGGGAGCCCAGAGAGCUUACCCAGCCCUCUGGAUGGUAGUGGGCACAUGGGCUCUGAUGGCAGCCGCCUGGAGCCCAGCGAGAACGAGAAGCACAGCACCAAGAUCCCUGUGAACGCCGUGCGGCCGCGCCCCAGCUCCCCUGGCCUGGGCAAGCCCCCCGUGCCCUGCCUGCAGACCAAGACUGCGCAGUUGCAGCAUCUGGACAGGGCAGAUGAGCCGCCUGGCCCUCCCCAUCCCAGGGGGGCCUCUCACUGCUCCUUCAGCCCCCGGAACUCACGGCACGAAGGCUCCUUUGCCCGGCAGCGGAGCUCGUACACAACGAAAGGCCCCUUGUCCAGCCCCUCCUCACGCCCCCAACCACUGGACACCAUACAGGUGCCAUCCCCACUCCCACUGGCCCAGCCAUCCACGCCCCCUGUGCGGCGGAUGGAGCUGCAGUCCAGCGCUGAGAGCCCUGUACACUGGCCAGAGCAGCCCGAGGGCCACCCUCGGCUAACAGGGCCAUCCUGCAGGGUUGGGUUGUCGCCAGACUCUUCCAAGGCGGACAGUGAUGCUGCCUCCUCGGGUGGCUCGGACAGCAAAAAGAAAAAGAGGUACCGACCUCGAGACUACACGGUGAACUUAGAUGGGCAGGUGCCUGAGGCAGGCGUCAAACCUGUGCGGUUAAAAGAGCGGAAGCUCACCUUUGACCCCAUGACGAGACAGAUCAAACCUCUGACCCAGAAAGAGCCGGUGCGGGCUGACAGCCCCGUACCCACAGAGCAGCCACCUAGGACAGAACUGGACCAGCAGGAGGCCAAAGCCAGUCUCCAGAGUCCUUUUGAGCAGACGAACUGGAAGGAGCUGUCGCGCAACGAGAUCAUCCAGUCCUACUUGAGCCGCCAGAGCAGCUUGUUGUCAUCGUCUGGUGCGCAGACCCCAGGCGCGCACCACUUUAUGGCAGAGUACCUGAAGCAGGAGGAGAGCAGUCGGCGAGGAGCCCGCCAGCCUCAUGUGCUGCUGCCGCUGCCUAUGCCCACUGACCUCCCCGGGCUCACUCGGGAGGUCACACAGGACGAUCUGGACAGAAUCCAGGCCCAACAGUGGCCAGGGGUGAACGGGUGUGAGGACACACAGGGUAAUUGGUAUGACUGGACGCAGUGCAUAUCGCUCGACCCACAUGGCGACGAUGGGCGCUUGAACAUUCUGCCUUAUGUCUGCUUGGACUGAGCACUUGGCCUGGUCAUCAAGUGCAUUCUCACCUUGCAGGGGCUAGGCUGGCCAGCUGGGAGGGCGGGCAUGAGGCUCGCUCUCCACCCUCCUUUUGUGAAAUGCUGCUACCAGUUUACUAACGAUUGCAAAGGAAGGGCCGCUCAGAGGGCAGACGGCAGAGGGAGUUCAGAACUCUAUAGCAAGCCAGCUAUAAAGCGUUAGUCCCCCCACCCCAGAAGAGGUGCGAAGCACCGAAGGCGGGGACCUCAGUGGCAGGCAGGCACAGGAACCCUGUGGGAGAGGUUACCUUAACAGCAACAGACGCACAUAUCAUCUCUGCAUCUCCUGCUCUUUGGCUCUGGUGUCUCUGAGGUUCAGGCCACUUCUCCGGCCUCUGUCAAGCCAGUGUUUUCUUUCCUUCGUGUUGUGUGCUAGAAGCUUCUCUGCUGUGGUGAGCCCUGGCAUUGGGCGGGUGGGCCAGCUUCACCCACACUGCACAGAUGCCCACCCAUCUGUAUAUGGUUUCAGUUCUUAAAGAAAUGCUGCAGAAACUUCAGUUUUCUCAUUUAUUUCAUCCUUUUUUCCACCUGACCACCAGCCAAAUGACUUUUCCUUUCUUUUUUCCUCUUCACAUCUCUAGAAAAUGCCAUCUUUCUAGAGCCCUCAACCCACAAAGUUCCCGAGGGUGCUACUGGCGUGAGUUGCCCUGCUGGGCGAGGGGAAUGCCGUCUGUUCGCUGGAAACACUCAUAACCAUUCCUUUAGAUUCGUUUGCCUUAUGGUUGUCAUAAACGCGAUUUGCAAAAACAAGGAGCCUUAGUGAAUGUACAGUACCUAGACUUCUGCGUCCGCGCAGAAGGGAGCAACUUUGCUAUUUGGUCCAGUAAGUGGACACCUUGUGAUAUAAAUGUGGAAAUAAAAAAAAAAACA
Messenger RNA from Microtus oregoni (creeping vole), 2979 nucleotides. It is a transcript of the gene Med26, whose product is annotated as mediator complex subunit 26. Gene Ontology annotation, molecular function: transcription coregulator activity. The record is from RefSeq and is a predicted model, not a curated record. Bases 302 to 2068 code for a protein of 588 amino acids. Gene Ontology annotation, biological process: regulation of transcription by RNA polymerase II; positive regulation of gene expression. Lineage: Eukaryota; Metazoa; Chordata; Mammalia; Rodentia; Cricetidae. Gene Ontology annotation, cellular component: core mediator complex; mediator complex; nucleus. The transcript is spliced from 3 exons.